UAAACACAAAAGGUACGGGUGUGAACUCUGGGGGAGGUACGGAGGCAAUGGGUGUACGGAGGUAAGCUUUUGCUACGACUCGAGGUGGAAAAAAAAACAAACUGGCCAACAGGUCAAAGAUAGCCGUUAGAGAAAGUAUCAAGGAUGUCCAGCACUACAGAAUUGAGUUUGAGAGACAGGCAGAUAGGCAAUUUGGAGCGGAUGCUCCAUUUGAAUAAAGAAGGAACUGCUGAUUUAACAUUAGCGUCGAAGAAUGAAGAAAUAAUUUGGAAAGUAUUGAUUUUAGAUCAAAAAUCAAGAGCUAUAAUAUCGUCAGUGUUGAGGGUGAAUGAUCUUUUAAGGUGCGGAAUCACAAUUCAUCCGUUGAUUAGUAGUAGAAGAUCACCAUUGCCAGAUGUCCCAGUAAUUUACUUUGUUGAACCAACAAUUGAGAAUAUCUUAUUAAUUAUUGAUGAUUUAAAUAAUGACAAAUAUGAAGAUUUUUACAUCAACUUUACUUCUACCUUGAAUCGAGAAUUAUUAGAAGAAUUUGCUAAAAGAGUAUCACUUUCUGGGAAAUCAAAUAAGAUUAAACAAGUUUAUGACCAAUAUUUAGAUUUUAUAGUAACUGAACCCAAUUUAUUCUCAUUAGAUUCUCCAUUAAUUUUUUCAAAAUUUAAUAAUCCUUCAACUAAUGAAGAUGAAAUUCAUAAAAUAGCUGAUAAAAUUGCUGAUGGAUUAUUAGCUACAAUAAUUACUUUAGGUAAUAUACCAAUCAUAAGAUGUCCAAGAAAUGGUCCUGCAGAAUUAGUAUCAGGACAAUUAGAUUCAAAACUAAGAGAUUAUUUAAGUAAUUCAAGAAAUUAUCAAUCAAUUCAACAAAGACCAGUAUUAAUAAUUUUAGAUAGAAAUAUUGACUUAGCAUCAAUGUUUUCCCACUCUUGGAUUUACCAAUGUAUGGUGAGUGAUGUCUUUGAAUUGAAAAGAAAUACAAUUAAAAUUAACGAUGAUAAAACUAAAAGUUAUGACGUCGAUCCAAAAGAUUUUUUUUGGAAUAAAAAUUCUCAAUUACCUUUCCCCGAUGCAGUUGAAAGUGCUGAUACUGAACUUCAACUUUAUAAAAAAGAUGCUCAAGAAUUAACUAAUAGAACCGGUAUAACAUCUUUACAAGAUAUUGACCCUAAUUCAAAUAAUACUACUAAUAUUCAACAAGCAGUUGAUGCUUUGCCAGAAUUGACCGCUAGAAAAACUACUUUAGAUAUGCAUAUGGAUGUUUUAGCUUCCUUAUUAAAAGAAUUAGAAGCUAAAUCUUUGGAUAAAUUCUUUGAAAUUGAACAAAAUUUUAAUGAUCCAAAAAUUCAAAAUCAAUUUUUAGAAAUCUUGAAAACUGAUUCUAAAAAGGAUAACUCAAUUGAUAAAUUAAGAACUUUCUUAAUUUUGAAUCUUUUAUGUGAUAACUUAUCUUCACAAUUCAUAAAUCAAUGUAAAGAAAUUUUUUCUUCAAAAUAUCCUGAUCUUAAUAUGAAUGGGUUUAAUUAUAUCUUGAAAUUCAAAGAAAUUUUAAAUUUAUCUAAAAACAUCUCUUUGACUGAUAAUACUAAUCAUACGUCUUCUUUAGAAGAUAAUUCAGCUCUAUUUAAUGGGUUAUCGUCUAAAUUAUACGGGUUAACUGAAGGUAGAAUUACUGAAGGUUUAAGUUCUUUAGCAACUGGUUUGAAAAAAUUAUUACCUGAUAAACAAAAUUUACCAAUAACUAAUGUUGUGGAAGCAAUAAUGGAUCCUAAUAAUGCUUCAAAUAAUUCCAUUCAAUUAACUGAUGACUAUUUAUAUCUAGAUCCUAAAUCAAGAGGUGGCCAUUCGAAACCUCCUAAAAGACAAUCUUAUUCAGAAUCCAUUGUUUUCGUAAUUGGUGGUGGUAAUUAUUUGGAAUAUCAAAAUUUAACUGAAUGGUCAAAUCAACCAAAUAGAACUAAAAAAUCAAUCAUAUAUGGUAGUACUGAUAUUGUUACUGCAAAUGAAUUUUUAAAUGAAAUUUCAAAUUUAGGUAGUUUGGAAUAA
This is a messenger RNA of Hyphopichia burtonii NRRL Y-1933, 2037 nucleotides long. RefSeq names its product syntaxin-binding protein. Gene Ontology annotation, biological process: endoplasmic reticulum to Golgi vesicle-mediated transport; intracellular protein transport. Bases 145 to 2037 code for a protein of 630 amino acids. Gene Ontology annotation, cellular component: Golgi membrane; cytosol. The record is from RefSeq and is a predicted model, not a curated record. Lineage: Eukaryota; Fungi; Ascomycota; Pichiomycetes; Serinales; Debaryomycetaceae. The transcript is spliced from 2 exons. Gene Ontology annotation, molecular function: syntaxin binding.